Linum trigynum is the source of this 1343-nucleotide messenger RNA. Lineage: Eukaryota; Viridiplantae; Streptophyta; Magnoliopsida; Malpighiales; Linaceae. The record is from the annotation of a GenBank genome assembly.
AAAAUAACUAAAAAUAUUGUUAUUCUAUCAUUAACACAAACUCUUAACUUUCACUGUGUACCCCCAUUAUUAAUAAAAACGUACAACCUUUAUAAUGAAAAUAUGCGUAUUCUCAACAUAUUUUGAAACAACUUCAAACAUUGUAUUUCUAUUAUUAACACAAACUCUACACUUCCAUUUUGCACUUCCAUUACUAAUAAAAACGUUCAACAUUUUUAAUGAAAAUAUGGCGUAUUUUCAACACAAACUUUUAACUUUCAUUUUGUAUUCCUACUUAAAAAAAAAACAUACAAGAUUUAGAAUUAAAGUAUGCCCAUUAUCAACGAAAACGAGGCACUUUCCAACUUUCACAUAAAAGUUAGAAAAAAAAUUCGACUUCUCAAAGACCAUACAUAUCGGAAAACCCGUCGACAUGUUCACUAUUUUUUCUUACAAUAACCAGACCCUCGACAACCUACGCCACAAACAGCUCACGGCGCAGCGGCAAGAUAAGGAUGUCGUUGUCGUCCCUCCGGCCUCCGUCUCCGAAGCUUCGCCGCCUCGGAACUCUGGAAACGGCGGUCGCUGUCUCCCUCUACGACCACAACGCCGGUCGCUGACUCCCGCGCGGCCGCGGUAUGUGAAGCUUCGCCGCCACCGUUCUCUGGAAACCGCCGGCAGAGGAUGGUGGGUCGUAAUGGCUUUUUUCAAAUGCACGAAGAGAGAGAUAGGGUCGGGUUGUUACAUAUGGUAAGUUAGUGGCGUGGUUAUAGUCAAAUUACCAUUUUUAGAAAUAAUUACAAUAAUUAUUAACAUUUAAUAAAAACGGAAAUCACAAAAUUACCCUUUUAUGUAGUUACGGGUUAGUUAUAUGCCUCCAUCUCUCUCCUCUUCCUAUUGGUCAGAAAAGGUUUAAGAAACUCCUUAAGUUUGAGGCUUAAGGACGUGAUCCAACCCGCUUGGAUAACAAAAACCUCUUAUUUAUCAUUCAUAUUUUCAAGAGUGUUUUCACGUUUCUAACCCUUAAACAAUCUUCAUUAUUCCUUCAUUCAAUUUUUUGAAUAAGAACUAUACGAUUAAUGUACUCGACUAUACACCUAAAAGGCUAAAACUAUACCAACAAUUUAUGACCAUGAUUUUUUUGGUUAGGUGCGUUAAUCUCGGGUGUCAAAUGUACUUAGCUAAGAUGUAAGACGCUUAACGCAUAGCCCAAUGAUGAUCCUCAAGAAAGCUAAUGAUAUGUAGGCAAUUUUAUGUAAUAUUUUGAGCAUUUUUUAAUUUUGGCGAGCAAUAUUUUGGCAUGAAAAUGACUCUCUUUUUCCCUAAAUCAUUAAAAAUUAUGCUAAUAAAGAUAUAGGUACUUA